UCACAGCCCUCCUCUCAGAAUUUUCCACGUUGCAAUAUUUUCAAGGUGGGAGCUUAGAAAAAAAUCGAGCAAACAUAGCAACAGUAGCAACUUUUUUAGUCUGCAAGUUUAGCCUACAAAACAGGUUUUUGUAAAUUAUUUGUCAAAACUUUUAACACUGUAACUACAAUGUCCUCGAGCCAUUCCUCUACAGGAGUUCCUAAAUGGGAAUAUCGCGUCCGCUUCGUCCUGUGUUUUCUGGGUUUAGUUCUCUCGGUUUACGCGUUGCAUGUCGAGCUGUCCCGGGAGAACGAUCCCGAGUAUCGCGCGAUGUGCGACCUGAGCCAUUCCGUGAGCUGCUCUAAAGUCUUCACAUCCAGAUGGGGACGUGGAUUUGGGCUCGUCCAGAUCUUUACUUCCAAAGACAGCCUGUUAAAUCAGCCAAACAGUGUCUUGGGAAUCAUUUUCUAUGCAUUGCAACUAGGAUUAGGCCAGCUUGUGUCCAGUAGAGCAGCGUUCCUCCUUGUCAUGUCUUCUUGGGUGUCAAUGGCUGGAUCUGUAUAUCUGGCUGUUAUUCUGGCAUUCGUCUUGGGUGAUUUCUGCGUGGUCUGUGUCUCAACCUACAUCAUCAACUUUGCUCUCUUCUACACAAACCUAAAGAGAAGGACGGGACUGGAGGGACGUCUUAAGAAAGGGAAACGCGAAUGACACUUGUUUUUUUUUUUUUUUUUGGAAGACAUCUGGGAUGAAG
Molecule: messenger RNA, 730 nt
Organism: Carassius carassius (crucian carp)
Lineage: Eukaryota; Metazoa; Chordata; Actinopteri; Cypriniformes; Cyprinidae
Gene: vkorc1
Product: vitamin K epoxide reductase complex, subunit 1
Exons: 3
Coding region: 169-687 (172 amino acids)
Biological process (GO): peptidyl-glutamic acid carboxylation; vitamin K metabolic process
Molecular function (GO): vitamin-K-epoxide reductase (warfarin-sensitive) activity
Source: RefSeq, a predicted model, not a curated record